Messenger RNA from Aspergillus alliaceus, 489 nucleotides. RefSeq lists its product as uncharacterized. The record is from RefSeq and is a predicted model, not a curated record. Bases 1 to 489 code for a protein of 162 amino acids. The transcript is spliced from 2 exons. NCBI's taxonomy places the organism in Eukaryota, Fungi, Ascomycota, Eurotiomycetes, Eurotiales, Aspergillaceae.
AUGCUGAGGAAGAUCUGGGCGCUGCAAGCAGCCACAUAUUGGAAUCAAGUUGAGAACAUGCAAAUCUUACUCGAACACCGGGCGAUCAUGGACGAGUAUACCGUUCACUACGCUAAGUCACCGGAGGCUUUUCAGCUUUUGCUGAACCAUGGUCUCGAUAUCGACCACCCUGUGCACUUCGCUCAUGCAGUUGGUGCUAUACAGGCUAAUGCGUCCUCGAUGGCUACCUCUGGUUGGGCCCUAGAAGUGGCGGCACAUCUCUGCGACCCAAUCAUCGUUGAUACUCUUAUUGAAUACGGGGCCAGUAUUAACAACAGCUGCUCGACAAACUGCGCCCUGAUUCGAAAAGAUACUAGGAUUCUAAUGAUGGAGCAUCUCGUUCGGCGUAGUGCAGACAUUAAUCGGUUCGGGUGGCCUGUGGACUUGGCGUAUGGUGGUACGACUCUCGCCUUUGCUGCUAAGCAUGGCCUGUUGGAAGAGACAAGAUGA